AUGUCUGUUGUGUGGGGAAAUGAUACCGUGCUUUUGCUUAUUGAGCUUUACGAAAGUCGUGACUUGUUAUGGGAUACUUCACACCGUGACUAUCGAAAUAAAAUAAAGAAAAAUGAUGCAUGGGAGGAUAUUGCCAAGGCGCUUAAAUUGCCUAGAAAAGAAAUAGAAGCCAAAGUACAUACCCUGCGUUCGCAAUUUGUCCGAGAAAGGAAGAAAGUGAAAUCGUCAAAAACUACUGGCAGUGGACGAGAGGACGUGAAGUCCAGUGCAUGGUUUGCGUAUGAUGCAAUGAAAUUUUUGCUAAAGGGAGCCACAACGUCUGGAAGCUUGGACACUUUGGACACAAACAGUCCACAAAGCCAAAACACGAUUUCGUCUCCGGAUGAAGAUGUCGUUCUACAGUCUCAAUCUACCGUUCCAGAAUUUCAAUCUCCUCAUCAACUAGAAUCGCAAUCUACCAUUGAUCAAGCAGAGCAACCUACAACCCCUGCACCAACACCUUCAUCGUCGCGACCAACUCGCAAGAGGAGCCACCCCAAUGAAGAUAGAUUAGAGGAGGCUUAUGAAGUUCUGCAUGCUGCUAAAAACAGAAUGAUGUCCCGAGAUGAAUUCGAUGUUUAUGGACAGUACGUAGGAACUGAGUUACGUGCAUUAAAUGACGAACACAGUGUAAUUAUGGCUAAAUAUUAUAUUAAUAAUAUUUUAUUAGAUGCACGCUUAGGAAAAUACCGUACAAUUUAUAAUAAUCAAAGCCAGCCAGUUGUUCAACAGGGCUAUAGCACUGCAUCCAGUGAUAUUAGCCCCGAGCCUUCUGAAGAGCAUAUUAUACAAGAUAUACUUGAAACUAUGGAUUCCUCGAACACUAAUAGCAUUGAUGGCACUAAUACUAAUAAAUUUACGUUGGUCGCUAUAUCCAUCUCGUACUCUUUAAAAUUUAUUUUACUGAAGAUUAAAAUACAAUUAUAAAUAAAAUAUAUGCGUUUUCUUUAACUUACCUUUACACAUAUCUUCAAUUUAUUUAUCAGUUCUUUACAAACUUCUGGUACUAUUUUACGUAUCAGUUGUUUUGACACUCGAAAAGUGUACGACAAAGAAGCAUAAGAAUCUCCAGUCGACAAGUACCUCAAUGUAAUGGCAAGUCUGAUAUGAGGACUAAUAGCGUUUCGUAAUAUUGUAUCCUGUUUGGCUAUGGAAGAUGCGAUCAUUUGCAACAAAGUUUCAAAAUCAGAUGAUGACAUGCGAGUAAAAUUCACAAACGAUCCGUCAGACAUUCGGAGAUCACUUAGAAUAUUUACUCUUCUUUCUCGUUGUAAUAAGAAAUUCCGCAUCCACCACCUUCUCUUUCUCUUACGUUUCAACACACUCGAUAUAAUUACUAUGUACGCAGCACUAAUAGCCACAACCUCCUCGGGCGACAUUUCUAUAAACACUGAGAAG
Amyelois transitella is the source of this 1437-nucleotide messenger RNA. Its product is annotated as transcription factor Adf-1-like. The transcript has 2 exons. The record is from RefSeq and is a predicted model, not a curated record. Bases 1 to 966 code for a protein of 321 amino acids. Lineage: Eukaryota; Metazoa; Arthropoda; Insecta; Lepidoptera; Pyralidae.